GCUCUGUCUCCAAACACAACUCCGCUUCUACGAGAACCGUGCUGGCUUCAGUGUCAGAGAUAGAAAAGUCUCUUCUUCUCCCUCGCUUCGGCUGGGAAGAACCAAGGGGAAGAGGCGUCCAAAAUCCGAUCUUGGAGGAGUGAGGGGGUAGGAAAGGUAUGGAGGAAGGCGGGAUCGUCGAGGAGGCGAGCAGCGCCCGCACGGUGCGGUGGGUUGACGGCAGCGAGGUGGACUCGGAGUCGCCGCCGUGGUCCAUCGAGGAGGAGGCGUUGGUGCUGGGGCCGGAGCUGCAGGCCACGCUGCGGCGGAGGCUGGUGAAGAAGGCGCGGAGCGUGGACUCGCUGGACGUGGAGGCCAUGGACAUCGCCGACGCUCACAAGCGUCGCGAAAAGGACAUCUCAAUCUGGAGCACGGUUGCUAUGGCAUUUCAGACUCUUGGUGUUGUUUAUGGUGACAUGGGCACGAGUCCCUUAUAUGUCUUUAGUGAUGUCUUCAGCAAAGUCCCAAUUAAAUCAGAAGUUGAUGUUUUGGGUGCCUUAUCCUUGGUGAUGUACACAAUCGCACUCAUUCCUUUUGCAAAAUACAUCUUUAUAGUGCUGAAAGCAAAUGACAAUGGUGAAGGAGGAACUUUUGCAUUGUAUUCACUGAUAUGCAGAUAUGCCAAGGUUAGUCUACUUCCAAAUCAGCAGCGUGCCGAUGAAGAUAUCUCCAGCUUUAGGCUCAAGCUGCCUACUCCAGAGCUAGAAAGAGCACUAUACAUAAAAGAACUCUUGGAGAAAAAUUCUUUUUCAAAACGUCUUCUGUUGUUAUUGGUCCUGAUGGGUACCUCUAUGAUAAUUGGAGAUGGCAUUCUUACUCCAUCCAUGUCAGUUAUGUCUGCGGUGAGCGGCCUUCAAGGCAGAAUUUCAGGAUUCGACACAGAUGCCGUGGUCAUUUUCUCAAUUGUAAUUCUUGUAGUAUUGUUCAGUAUACAAAGGUUUGGGACCGGCAAAGUGGGUUUCUUGUUUGCUCCUAUUUUGGCACUUUGGUUCUUCAGUUUGGGGUCCAUUGGAAUAUACAACAUACUUAAGUAUGAUAUUUCUGUUCUAAGAGCAUUCAAUCCAGCAUAUAUAUAUUUCUUUUUCAAGAGAAACAGCACUAAAGCAUGGUCUGCUCUUGGCGGUUGUGUUCUGUGCAUCACAGGAGCUGAAGCAAUGUUUGCUGACCUGGGCCAUUUCUCUGUAAAGUCUAUACAGAUAGCCUUCACAUCUACCGUAUUUCCAUGUCUUCUUUUGGCGUACAUGGGCCAAGCUGCGUAUUUGAUGAAACAUCCAUUUUCAGUGGAAGGAAUCUUCUAUGAUUCUGUCCCAGAUAUUUUAUUCUGGCCAGUCUUUGUCAUUGCCACGCUCGCGGCCAUGAUUGCCAGUCAGGCCAUGAUUUCAGCAACAUUUUCCUGCAUAAAGCAAUCCAUGGCCCUUGGUUGCUUUCCCAGGAUUAAGAUUAUCCAUACAUCCAGGAAAUUCAUGGGUCAGAUCUAUAUUCCUGUCAUCAACUGGUUCCUGAUGAUUAUGUGCAUAAUCGUUGUUGCUACUUUCCGGAAUACUACAGACAUCGCCAAUGCCUAUGGUAUUGCGGAGGUUCUGGUGAUGAUGGUGAGCACUUCAUUGGUGACACUAGUGAUGCUUCUUAUAUGGCAAACCAAUCUGUUUAUUGCUCUAUGUUUUCCCGCCGUAUUUGGUACAGUAGAGUUUAUUUACCUGUGUGCAGUUCUUUCCAAGAUAAUGGAAGGCGGCUGGCUGCCUCUUGCUUUUGCUACCUGCUUUCUAUGUGUCAUGUACACCUGGAACUAUGGAAGUGUGUUGAAGUAUCAGAGUGAGAUUCGAGAGAAGAUAUCCAUGGACUUCAUGGUUGAGCUUGGAUCCACCCUUGGCUCCGUUAGGGUCCCUGGCAUCGGACUUGUGUACAAUGAGCUAGUCCAAGGCAUUCCUUCAAUAUUUGGACAGUUUCUGCUUACCCUCCCUGCAAUUCAUUCCACCAUCGUUUUUGUCUGCAUCAAGUAUGUCCCUGUUCCGGUUGUCCCCCAAGAGGAAAGGUUCUUGUUUCGGAGAGUCUGCCAGAAGGACUACCAUAUGUUCCGUUGCGUUGCCCGUUAUGGAUACAAGGAUAUCCGGAAGGAAGACCACCACAAUUUUGAGCAGCUCUUGGUGGAGAGCCUUGAGAAGUUUUUGAGAAGGGAGGCUCAAGAGCUUGCAUUGGAGACGAGUCCAAUCGACAUCGAGCAUGAUCAUGAGUCUGUAAGGUCCCAAGAUUCCGCUGCACCGAGUGGAGUUGAUGAACUGCAAAUUCCACUGUUAUCUGAUACAGGAAUCCGUAGAAAUCGCGCUACUUCUGAAGCAGGAGUUUCAUUGCUUCCGUCAAGCUCUAUCACUUCCGACGAAGAUCCCAGUUUGGAAUAUGAACUUUCGGCUCUAAGAGAAGCAAUGGAUUCUGGAUUCACAUAUCUGUUGGCCCAUGGAGAUGUGAGGGCAAGAAAGGAGUCCUGGUUCUGGAAGAAGCUCGUCAUAAACUACUUCUAUGCAUUCUUGAGGAGGAAUUGCCGGGCAGGUGCAGCCAAUUUGAGUGUUCCUCACAUGAACAUUAUUCAGGUCGGUAUGACAUACAUGGUAUGAGCUGUAUACUAGACUCACUAUCAUCUUAGUAAGAAGUCCAUGGCAUCAUCUCAAUUAUGUUGUUGUGCUACUUGAUGCCUGGUUGAUCUCAACCAAGAUAUCUAGAAGAUGCUCCCUGUCAUAUUUCUCUUGGUGGGGGCAAACAGCCAGAGCUAAAUACAAGAUUCUUCCCUGGUAGCAAAGAUGUAUCCCUUGAAAGAAUUCUCAUGGCUAAGGCUGUUUCAACGUGGAAUCUUUUUGUCUUCUGCGAUUCCAAAAUAGACAAAAAAAUAUCUAUGAAAGAUUGGAUUUUUCAGACUAA
This is a messenger RNA of Musa acuminata subsp. malaccensis (wild Malaysian banana), 2949 nucleotides long. Its product is annotated as potassium transporter 23. Gene Ontology annotation, molecular function: potassium ion transmembrane transporter activity. Gene Ontology annotation, biological process: potassium ion transmembrane transport. Gene Ontology annotation, cellular component: membrane. Lineage: Eukaryota; Viridiplantae; Streptophyta; Magnoliopsida; Zingiberales; Musaceae. The record is from RefSeq and is a predicted model, not a curated record.